AUGAAGGAAAGAAAGUCGACUGAUAGAGCGGCUUCCAUCUCAUCCACAUUCUCAAUGUCUAUCUCACCCCUAUCGCGGUUCACCUCAUCCACGACACAACCUGCACUCGAGGAGCUCAAGUUGUCCAACAUUCUAAAUGGCGAGACAUGUCCUCCUAUAUCAUUUAUUGAUUUUGCAACCUUCGUAGCGAACAAGGAGUUUACGACCGAGAACCUGCUGUUCAUACUUUGGUACAGGAGUUACAAAACUAGGUUUGAUAAAUUGGAAUCGAAGGAAAAAGAAAGUAUACCCAUACCUAGUAACAGACUGGGUGAUAGAUUCGAUCCUUAUGGAUAUUUAGAUCGACCAGUGGACGAACAGAAUUCCAAAACGGAUCAGCAACAGCAACACCAGGAAGCACCGGUACUUUUCAGUGAACCGUUCAGAAGUAGGAGUGCGUCAUCUUCGAAUAAACAAGUUCAAAUUGCCCAACAUCAACAUCAACAGCAGAAUUGUCCACAUCCAACCUCAACAUGCUAUUGCGCUGAUAACAAUAGACCCGCGUCGAACUGUCGACGGACCAGUAGGUUAUUGUCUAUAACUCAUUCGUUGUUGGGUUCAAGACGUCCAUCGUCCACUUCACACUCCCACGAGAAUAGCCCCUUACGAUCGAUCUUACAUCAAAAACCCUAUCCACCUUUACCACCUGCCGGAACAGUGUUUGCUGAACCUUCCCAACAACCGAUGAGGGAAGAAGUUCAGAGAGCCUUUGCAACGUUUUUGAGGAAAGGAGGAAGUAGAGAAUUGAGUGUAAGUGAUGAACUGAGGGAAUACACAAAACUUUGUUUGGCCAAGAGUACGGCACCGGAAGUUUUUCUACCCCUGUACGAAGAGAUAUACCAUACCGUCGAGACCCAGAGUUUACCUCAUUUCCUCCAACAUGCCAGGAGCAACAUCAAUCGUCCGAAACAAGUCUUCUGGUAUAUGGUCGGUGCCGCAGAUUUCGCAUUCGGAGCAGUGAUAUACCUCCUUCUCACUCUACUUCUUCCUGCCCAUCCUUUCGGUCAUCGAGCUUGGCGGUUGUUCUCAAUCAUCUUCGUCGCCUUUGGAGCCAUGCAGGCUUACUCUGCCUACCGGGGAUUCUGCUCUCAAGUAUGGGGAAGAUCUCACCGACAGGUCAGACCUUGGGAAAUGGAUGAUCUAGAUGACGAAGAGACAUUAGUAGAAAGUACAGCUGGUAACGAAUCGGAGCUAAAAAAUGAGUCGUAUCUCGUUGAACCGGUACCUUCCAUCAACCGCAAAGAAAUACUCAUCAGUCUACCGGAUGAAGUUCGACCAUUAGCUGAUUUAGGUGGGACUGCCAGUAUACCUUCAGAGGAAGGCGAAGAUCUGAUGAUCAAGGAGGAAGGUGUAAGCUCAUUCUCGAAAUCCGAUUCGAUCACCGUCGCUUUACCCGUUUUAGAAGAUAAGGCCAUGGUUACCCUUAUGGAGAAUGACAAAGAGAUGACGGAGGCUGAGAAGAGACAGUCUGAGAUUAGAAGAUCAACUGUCAAAGUGCCAACCGCAUCUGAGGCUUUCCCCAUUGCAGACGAUAUGUAUGCCGGUAUGGUCUCGUCGAAUGCUUAUAGAACGAAUACCAAAUCAAUCAGGGUGGAUACCAAAAGACAGAGAAAGGAGAUAUCACCUUUUAUCACGGAUGAACCGAUUUUCCCUUCUUCUGCUUCAUCCGUCAGAGGAUCAAUCACCAAUUCAAUUCCUCUAACACGUACGAAAUCUCGGUUACACUCUAUGACCAGUCAAAGAGCGAAUAAGGAGAUAUCCAAUAUCCUCUUGAAACUCAGACGAUCAACGGUAGAUUCGCCCGAAGAUGAAUACCUAGAUCCACUAGCUUCGACAUCAUCUCCUUCCACGAGGAACCAUAAAUUGAGAUCUAGGAGAUUAAGCAGAAAGGAACGAAAGGAAAAGCCAAAGAUAUUUGGUCCAGAGAAGCUGGUUGAGGAUCCACGGAUCAAGAGGGUAUAUAGUGAGAUCAAAAGAGAUAUAUUGAUUGUAGGUAGUUUGGUAGCUUCUGUUUGGAUCGUACUCUGCUUGGCGGUUCCUUGUGCUGGAUUGGCUUCGUAA
Kwoniella mangroviensis CBS 8507 is the source of this 2100-nucleotide messenger RNA. RefSeq lists its product as uncharacterized. Bases 1 to 2100 code for a protein of 699 amino acids. The record is from RefSeq and is a predicted model, not a curated record. The transcript has 3 exons. NCBI's taxonomy places the organism in Eukaryota, Fungi, Basidiomycota, Tremellomycetes, Tremellales, Cryptococcaceae.